AUGUCUUCUCACAAGACUUUCAGGAUUAAGCAGUUCCUGGUCAGCAAACAAAAGCAAAAUCGUCCUAUUCCCCAGUGGAUUCGGAUGAAAACUGGUAAUAAAAUCAGGGGCCCCAGUGGACAUUAUGGACGUUAUGCAGGAGCCAAGUACCAUUACCCUCAGGCUGAAACUGUUGAUGAGCCCAUGGAGGAAGAAGAAUUAGCAAAAGAAGACAAAGAAGAAUCUGAUGAUGAAGCUGCAGUAGAGGAAGAAAAAGAAGAAAAGAGACCAAAGAUUUAAAAAGUUGAAAAAACUGUCUGGGACUGGGAACUUAUUACUGAUAUCACACCAAUAUGGCAGAGACCAUCAAAAGAAGUAAAAGAAGAUGAAUACAAAGCUUUUUACAAAUCGUUUUCAAAGGAAAGUGAUGACCCCAUGGCUUAUAUUCACUUUACUGCUGAAGGGGAAGUUACCUUCAAAUCAGUUUUAUUUGUACACACAUCUGCUCCACGUGGUCUAUUUGACGAAUAUGGAUCUAAAAAGAGUGAUUACAUUAAGCUCUAUGUGCGCCGUGUAUUCAUCACAGAUGACUUCCAUGAUAUGAUGUCUAAGUACCUUAAUUUUGUCAAGGGUGUGGUGGACUCAGAUGAUCUCCCCUUGAAUGUUUCUCUUGAGACUCUUUAGCAACAUAAACUGCUUAAGGUGACUAGAAAGAAGCUUGUUUGUAAAACUCUGGACAUGAUCAAGAAGAUUGCUGAUGAUAAAUACAAUGAUACUUUUUGGAAAGAAUUUGGUACCAACAUCAAGCUUGGUGUGACUGAAGACCACUCAAAUCAAACAUGUCUUGCUAAACUUCUUAUGUUCCAGUCUUCUCAUCAUCCAACUGACAUUACUACCCUAGACCAGUAUGUGGAAAGAAUGAAGAGAAAACAAGACAAAAUCUACUUCAUGGCUGGGUCCAGCAGAAAAGAGGCUGAAUCUUCUCUAUUUGUUUAGCGACUUCUGAAAAGGGGCUAUGAAGUUCUUUACCUCACAGAACCUGUGGAUGAAUACUGCAGUCAGACCCUUCCCAAAUUUGAUGGGAAGAGGUUCCAGAAUAUUGUCAAGGAAGGAGUGAAGAUUCAUGAAAGUGAGAAAACUAAGAAGAGUUGUGAAGCAGUUGAGAAAGAAUUUGAGCCUCUGCUCAAUUGGAUGAAAGAUAAAGCCCUUAAGGACAAAACUGAGAAGGCUGUGGUGUCUCAGCACCUGACAGAAUCUCCGUGUGCUUUGGUGGCCAGUCAGUACCGACUGUCUGGCAACAUGAACAGAAUCAUGAAAGCACAAGCAUAUCAAAUGAGCAAGGACAGCUCUACAAAUUACUAUGGGAGUCAGAAGAAAACAUUUGAAAUUAAUCCUAGACACCCGCUGAUCAGAGACAUGCUUUGAUGAAUUAAGGAAGGUGAAGAUGAUAAAACAGUCUUGGAUCUUGCUGUGGUUUUGUGUGAAACAGCAAUGCUUCAGGCAGGAUAUCUUUUACCAGACACUAAAACAUAUGGAGAUAGAAUAGAAAGAAUGCCCCUAAGUUUGAACAUUGACCCUGAUGCAAAGUUGGAAGAAGAACCCAACGAAGAACCUGAAGACACAACAGAAGACACAGAGCAAGAUGAAGACAAAGAAAUAGAUGUAGGAACAGAUGAAGAAGAACAAAAAACAGCAAAGGAAUCUACAGCUGAAAAAGAUGAAUUGUAUAUUAUACUCUCACUGUUUGUAUCCUUUGUGGAGAGGGAAUGUGAAAUUUAA
This is a messenger RNA of Rhinopithecus roxellana (golden snub-nosed monkey), 1758 nucleotides long. Its product is annotated as endoplasmin. Gene Ontology annotation, biological process: protein folding; translation. NCBI's taxonomy places the organism in Eukaryota, Metazoa, Chordata, Mammalia, Primates, Cercopithecidae. The record is from RefSeq and is a predicted model, not a curated record. Gene Ontology annotation, molecular function: structural constituent of ribosome; ATP binding; ATP hydrolysis activity. Gene Ontology annotation, cellular component: ribosome.